This is a messenger RNA of Mixia osmundae IAM 14324, 1491 nucleotides long. RefSeq names its product glycoside hydrolase family 12 protein. Gene Ontology annotation, molecular function: cellulase activity. The transcript is spliced from 6 exons. Gene Ontology annotation, biological process: polysaccharide catabolic process. Bases 1 to 1491 code for a protein of 496 amino acids. NCBI's taxonomy places the organism in Eukaryota, Fungi, Basidiomycota, Mixiomycetes, Mixiales, Mixiaceae. The record is from RefSeq and is a predicted model, not a curated record.
AUGAAGGCCGUCAUACUCACAUUCUUUGCAAGCAUCGCAGCGGCUCAACGGGUCUGCAAUGGAGCCUACGAGCUUCACGAUGACAUGACGACUGCCGGUACGGCUGCCGGUAAGAUGGCAGCCAAUCCGAACCCGUGUACGAACGGUGGCGCUGCAUUUGCUGCUUCAUACAACUUUGCAGGUUCACCAAAGACGCUCAAAGCAUACCCUCACGCGUCUAUGACGCACGGCAAAGGCGUCGCGCUGACGUCGAUCCAAGCGAUCAAUGCCGUCAUGAAUUGGGAUUGGCUCCAGUCUGGCACGACAGAAGCUCUCACGGGAAUCAAGAUCAUCUCUGGUCACCAGUACAUCCUCGUCGUACUCUCUACACGGGGUACAACAGCACCUGGCACACUGCUUGGCUCAGUCGUUCUGGGCAAUCGCAACUGGUGGCUCUAUCGCCAAGGCGACUCGUUCUCUUUUGUCAACGGACAGGUCUCACCCUCUGCCAAGACUUUCCACACAGAUCUGAUGAUAUUUGUGAGAUACAUCAGAACAGGCUACGGAUUGCCUCUCGAGGGCACGCUCGAUGCAGUCCAGGGCGGUACAGAGAUCAUGUACGGCCAAGGCGGAUUCCUGUUGCUUCACUUCAGUGCGGUCACCGUUCACUUCCACAAGAUCAGCCAAGAACGCAAGAUGAUGUUGGUCUCACUCAUGCUGCAGGUCAGCGCAUGCACAGCCUCGCUCGUUCGCCAACAUCGACACGCUCGCGGUCUCACGCUAGAGAGCUCGCUUGGUCAACCGAUCGAGUUGAGCAAACAGUGGGCCAAACAGACUCUGUGCGAUCGGUAUCAGUUCCAGAACGACCUCUACCGGAGCGAUCGUGCUAUCAGUGGUACCCAGACGGGCAAGGUCUACCCAUGUAAUGCCAAACAGCAGGCUGUAUGGUCGACCACGUGGAGCUGGGAAGGCGGCAAGGCAGGUAUUCCCAAAUCGUACUCCAACGUCGCUCUAGUGGACAACAUGGGCAAGCCGUUGAGUUCUUACACGACACUCCAGACAGAAUGGUCAUGGCAGUAUACGAAUGCGACUGAGGACGUCGCUGCCGAUAUUGCGUACGAUCUCUUUCUCGCAUCCGGCAUGUCAGGCACAGAUCAAGGCAUAGCAGACGAGACCUCAAAAUUAGAGCUCAUGAUAUGGCUUAGCCAACGCGGGGGUGUUCAGCCCAUCGGGCACAAGACAGGCGACGUCACGCUGCUCGAUAAUGAUUUUCAGAUCUGGCAGGGUAACCAGACGAUGGGCGGUAAUUCAUGGCCUGUCGUUAGCUUUGUCAACGUCGGCAGUGAGCAUUAUGACGACUUCAAGGGCGAUGUGAUGCCCUUCUUCGACUGGAUCGAACAGACCGGCGGUCUCGACCGGACGCUCAACCUGGCAAGUUUCCAAGGCGGCGUUGAGCCUGUCAAUGGCACGGCAACGCUCCUCACGACCGCCUUCAGCGCAUCUGCUGUGUAG